Molecule: messenger RNA, 3842 nt
Organism: Nezara viridula (southern green stink bug)
Lineage: Eukaryota; Metazoa; Arthropoda; Insecta; Hemiptera; Pentatomidae
Source: the annotation of a GenBank genome assembly
AAACAACACUGAUCCUCAAAAGCAUCUUACUGAAUAAAGAAAAAUCUGCCACACUUUACAAUUUUAUAUCAUUGUAUAUUUAGGUUUAACAACACAACCGUCUUAAAUAAACAAACAAACAAAAAGUUACUCCGAAUAGAACGUGUCAGUUAUUGAUUCGAUGUGUUAUUUUUAAAAAACAAGUCGUAUAGUGUUUUGAGAAGACUCACAUCGUUUUAAAUUCAAUUGUAAAAGACAUAUUUGAAACAUGAAGUUAAUUAACGAAAAUGGUUUUGCUUUCAGACAAUUGAUCGAUUCAACUUGUUUAUUCUGAUAGCGAUUGUAACCAGACAUAACCCUCUCAACCUUCUUGUAUUAUUACAGGCUUUAGUAAAUAAAUAAUUCUCUCGAUCGAUGCAUUUCAACAAAGGUUUAAGAAUCAGAUGAAAAUAGAAUCUUAUUUUUUUCUUCAACAAUUCCUCGAUGAUACAGCCAAAUGGCUGAAUCUUCCGACCGCAGAAUUGAAGAUAAGGAAUAUGAUGUAGACUUAACUGAUUGUCUAUUACAUCAUAUGGAUAUUAGUGUUUCCGAAUCAGAAAAGAGAACUACUCCAGCAUUAAAUAUUAGGGAUUGCUACACAGUUUAUCUUGUCGAAACGAGAAUAACUGACAACAGCUGGGAAAUUAUUGAACAUGGACUGGGUCAAAUAUGGAGGAGAUAUUCAGAGUUCGAACAAUUACGGCAUUACCUAUGCUCUACGUACCCUUGGGCUGUUAUACCGCCCUUACCUGAAAAGAAGCAUUCAUUUCCAGUCCUCGGAAACUCGAACGAUACCUUCGAUCCUGACUUUAUUGAUAGGAGGAGGGCAGCGUUGGAGACAUUUCUACACCGAAUCGCCUCCCACCCAGUCAUUAGUAAGGAUUCCAUGUUCCUAAUGUUUCUGCAAGAAGAGGAAGGUUGGAGGAACAGUAUUAAAGAUAUCGGCUAUGUCCAGUUGGCCGAAGAUAAAUUUAAAUGUUUAAGUGCUGGAGUUCGGGUAAAAAAUAUUGAUCCUGAAUUUGAACAGAUAAGAAAAUACAGCCGUGCGGUACAAGGGAGCCUUUCUAAUCUACUUCGUAUCAGAUCUAGAGCCGCUUUAAGGAUUUACAAUAUUCACAAGUUGAGCAGCGGUUAUGGCAAGGUCUUCAGCGAAUGGAGUGCUAUCGAGAAAGAAAUGGGCGAUUCACUUCAGCGUAUAGGCCAUUUUUUCGAUUCUAUCGCUUCAGGCAGUGAAACAUUUUUGGAAGAAGAAGAACAUAUCAUAGAUCAGUUGAAGGAGUAUUUACAUUUCGCUUCUUCACUUGAAGAUCUUUGUGGAAAAAGAGAUGUAUUGCAGUUAGAUCUAGAGCAAAAUCGUGAAUCUUUGAAAUCGAAACGAUCUGAGAAAGAAAAAAUUUUACAAGGUAAAUCAAGUCUUGUUUCUCGCCUUUUGGGUUCGAUCGAUUCUGAAGAGACAAAAAAUAUGAGGCUCUCUUCGGUCGACCAAAAAAUUCAUGAAGGGCAGGAGAGUAUUUUUCAAAAUGAAGAAGUUCUUAAAGACUUCAAAUUUAAAGCUGUCGCAGACGUAGAAAGUUUUCAAAAAAGGAAGGUCGCCGACCUCACUGAAACUUUAGAAGACUAUAUUAAACUGCAAAUCAAAAUGGCGCGAAAGGGUCUGCAAACAUGGAGCAACAUCAAAGACUGUAUUAAUAGUAUACCUACUUAAAAUUUAUUUAUUGUUCGUUACUUAAUGAAACGUAUUUACUUAAUUAAUGAUCUGAUGAUAUUAAUGGAACAAAUGAAUUUUUGAAAUCUUAUUUGUUUUAUAAUUAUUUAUUUCAAAAUCCAAAAUUUAACUAACAACUAAAUAAAAAUUAACUAUUAGAAAAUUUUGAUUCCUGAAGUUAUUUUUAGUUUCUUUUAUUGAACAAUGAAAAGUACAAAUUAAAACCAAUCUUCAUAAGGUAAUUAUUGUUUUUCAGCUUUCCGAUUUCCAAAAAAAUCUUAUAUUAUUUUUUUACUAAAAAGUUCCAUAUGCUAAUCUUCGAAAUGUUUAUGAACUAUGCUGCGCUAAUAAAAAUCUGGAUAGUAUAUAUAUUAAUUGUUUAAAAGUCCAAUGCUUUCCAAAUAUUUUCUAGUAAUAUUAAUUUAUAAUGAGAGGACACAACAGCCUUAAACAAUUAAUUUAUAACCUACCUUGAUUUCUUACAUGAAGUUCAUGUAAAAUUUUUAAAAAAUUAAUAAUUUUAUAAAUCAAAAUUAAUUUUUCUUUCUUUUAUCGAUUAUGUUUCAGCUACAAUUUUUUUCCCUUGUUCAUUGCUUGCCAAAUAAUAACAUUGACAAAAGUUAAUACCUUAAAAAGAUAUAAUUAUAAAUCCGUGUGAUGAAAUAAAACAUAUCGACUGAAAAAUGAAACAGUAUAGAAGGUAAAGUACUCUAAUUUAUCCAAAUAUAGUUGUAUUACCUAAUUAAAAUUUCUUAUUGGUUAUCAAACGUAAUAAAAAUAAAAACUGAUCAAAAUUGCAUAUAUAAAAUAUAUAAAUGGAGUUUAUCUUACAAUCUAUAUUAAACUAAAGAUUUGUAGCUAAACUAAGGUAUUUGUAGAAGUUGGUUAGGAUUGCAGUCGAAGAUGAUAUAAGUUCACUCAAAUAAAAUGUUUAAUUUUUAUUUUUUGUGUGUGCUGAUAUAUUAAUUAUUCAUUUAUCUUUUCAUGUCUUAAUUUUUUGUCUAGAUAUGUUUGUUCUGGUUCCUAUGCAACCAGAACAAAUUCCUUAGCAACCAACCGAAGUAAACAUUUUUAGAUUGAAAGUCCUGACUAUCAACGUUGAUAAUUUUCAAAUCACAAAUCUGUCUUUAAAUUUUGUUUUUCAUUAUUUACACAUUCUUAUUUUGUUUGUCACAAUCUAAAUUUUCAUAGUUUUUUAUUAUAUCUUUUGCUUGGAAGAUGAGUAUCAGAAUACAAAAAAAUUGAAUUAUAAAGGAGAAGCGUUUAAAGUUAGCAUAUUCAGAUUUAUCGCUGUCCCUAACUUGCUUUAAAACAUCAAAAAUUGAACAUUUUCUUAAUCAAUUGUGUUCACCUUAUUUGUUUAAAAGAGGAAAUUAAUCUUCAAAUUGUGAUAAUUUAAAUAUGAAUUUUGGAAUUAAAUCUUAGCACUAUAGUAUGAUUUUAUUUAUUUUUUGUUAAAGGAAUAUUGGUGAAUAAUAGACUAUAGAAAGAAAAAAAAAAAUGUUUGUUUAGUAGCGCUGUUCUUCGUAACGAACAAUAUAUUGUUUAGCAUCUUAAAUUAUUGGUGUAAUGUUUUUUUAACUGGUUGUUAUCUUAUUGUUUGCCCUAGUAAAAAAAUUAAAUGUCGGCAUACAACAAAAAAAUUCAACUUUUUAUUUACGUGAACUUUCAUCACAUCACCUUUUCUCCCUGAUUAAUCAUCAAUUUCUACUGUUUGAUAUAAAUUCAACAAUAUCACUAGUAUUAUUAACAUUUUAUUAAAAAAAUUUCAUUCCUUUGUUUGUUAUUCAAAGCUAUAACCUCUUCUAAUGAAUAAGCUAACAUCAGGAUGGAAAUGAUUCAAAAUGUUUUGCCAUUAGUGACAAUAAGGAUUGUUACCAUUUAAGUUAGCUAUUACCAGUUUGUUAUCACAGUAUUAUACAUUCCGCUUGUUUAUAGAAAAUGUAUAAGUUACGAACAACCUAUUAUGUUUUUGUCAUAAAUAUAUCUUUUGUAUAUAAGUAUUAAAUAUUUAUUGGUUGUUACGUUAUCAUAGUUUCUAUUUUUAUUUUUUACCUAUUAUUUAUCCCCAUCCCUUCUCUAUUGAAGUAUUGUAAGUUUAUUUUAAUAAUUCUAUUUA